UUCCGUCCACCCUCAUCUGGUCCCCUUGACUUGUCUCCUUCAGUGCAGGCGGCUUGCAGGAGUGUCUGGCCGGGAUUAAGCACACAAGGCACCUUGCAAUGAUCUCGCUGGACCUCAAUUUCAACAUUUUGACAAGGGACCUGUCACAUUACCUGGAGAACCAAGUCAAAGUUGGACUCUUCGGCUCGGGUGUUGGACUGUCUCUGGUGCUCGGCUUCAGUGCAGCCUACACCUGCUACUAUCUCAUAUCGGUUGCCAAGAAGCCGCAACUCAUCUCGGGGGGCAAAAAGUUUUACCAGUUUCUGCGCGAGCAAUGUCCCAUAGUGUCCGAGACCUACUACCCCACGUUUUGGUGCUGGGAAAGCCGCAUCCAGACUCUCCUGAGACCUUUUGUCACGGCCAAACCCGGUGUUGUCUACAGAAAUGAGCUUAUUAAGGCAGCAGAUGGAGGACAGAUCUCUUUGGAUUGGUUUGAUAACGAUGACAGCCUUGCUCAUCCCGACCCGGCCUCCAGACCCACGGUCCUCCUCCUCCCCGGCCUGACCGGCACCAGCCGAGAGUCCUACAUCCUGCACAUGGUCCAACAGAGCCGGGAUCUGGGCUAUAGAGCUGUGGUUUUCAACAACAGGGGAGUGUCGGGGGAAACUCUGCUGACGCCACGGACCUACUGUGCCGCCAACACAGAGGACCUGGAGACUGUUAUCGAUCACAUCCACAUCACCUACCAUGCCGCUCCCAUGAUGGCGGCGGGCGUGUCCAUGGGCGGGAUGAUGCUCGCCAACUAUUUGGGUCGCAAGGGCCAGGAAACGUGCCUGAAAGGGGUGGUGGUCUUCUCAGCGGGCUGGGACGUAUUCGAGUGCACGGCUUCGCUGGAAAAGCCGCUGGACCGUUUUCUCUUCAACUCCUACCUCACCAGCUGCCUCCAAGCCUCCGUGCACAGACACAGACCAGUGCUUGAAAAGUGUUAUGACAUCGACCACGUUAUGAAGGCCAGGACCAUCCGAGAGUUUGACGAGAGGUUUACGUCCAUCAUGUUCGGUUACGCCACCAACGACGAAUACUACCACGAUGCCAGUCCUGUCCACAGGUUGAAAUCGGUGCAAGUGCCGAUGCUGUGUCUCAAUGCUGCUGACGACGUCUUUUCCCCGUCUCAUGCCAUCCCCGUAGAAGCGGUGAAGCAGAACCCCAACCUGGCCAUGCUCAUUACCUGCCACGGCGGCCAUAUUGGCUUUCUGGAGGGCCUGUGGCCGAGGCAGAGCACUUACAUGGACCGAGUCUUCCGACAGUUUGCCCGGGCUGUCAUUGAGCAAGGAAGUCGACUCCAAGACCUCUCCUGAGAGGACCUCCACCAAGUGUCCCACACUCCCUGUACUUUCAUUAUUUCCGUCCUCAUUGCAUUCCAUCUACUCCUUAUUCUUCCGUCCUUGCACCCUUCAACCUUCUAACUUCUUUGCAUUCUAUCCUUCGUCCUUACCUCGCUGCAUUCCAUCCAUUCCUUUUUUUUAUCCUUUCCUUCCAUGUAUUGACCUGCUUUCAUCUUUGUCCUCCAUGCAACCAUGCCCUUUCUCCUUCUAUCCACAAGCAAAAAAGCAAGCAAAACUCAUAUGAAGUGCACAUCCUAUUGUCUGUGCUCAACCUCAUUUUAUUUGUUGUAAUCAUUGUUUGUGACCAUGGCUUCAUUGAAAGUGAUAUUGACGACAAUGUUUGGCCACAUUAGCUAGCUGUAAAAAUGAUUUGAAUACACGUACUGUACAAGGAAUUCAACCAUGUUAUCUCACAAUAUGUCCUUUAUUGUUCAUCUGUAGGAUUUUAGCCCUCAGGGAUUUUAUUUCUUUAUACUCAUUUAGCUUUAGGUUUCAUUUUAAAAGGAAUAGUUUCACUUUUUUGGCACCUUUUCUCCAUUUUCUGACAAGUGUUCAACACCACUGCACUACUUGUUCUUUAAAAGUGAAGAUGAUGCUAAAAAAAAAGGCUAGCUUAUGAUCAGCUAGAAGUGGACUUUUAUGUCCUCUACGCAAAAAUAACUACAUAUAAAACGUCAUGAAAUAAAUAAAUAAAUAAAAAUUUUUAUUAUACAGUAAUUAAUUAAGAUGUGACAUUUAACCAGAAAAGUUUAUUUUUCAUUUUUAUUUCCACAACAGAUUUUCACUGCACAACAAGAUCCUUGAUCUCAUCCACCUCCUCUUGAUCAACAGAUUUACUCAUUUGUAACAAGUAACUAAAUAAGGUAGAUUGUAUUAUUUAAAAAUGAAAAAGUUUGAAUAAAUAUAUAAAUAAUAAGCAUAAAUAAAAUAUAAUGUACGCUAUUUUGAUAUUUUUAUUGUUACAUUUAGAUUAAAAUUAAUUUUAAAAGAUUUUAUUUAAAAACAAUUUAAAGUCAAAUUUAAUUUCCUGUGUAAUUGACUCUUUUAAUCCAUCCAUCCAUCUUCUACCGCUUAUCCGAGAUCGGGUCGCGGGGGCAGCAGCCUAAGCAGGGAGGCACAGGCUUCCCUCUCACUUUGUCCAGCUCCUCCCGGCGGAUCCCGAGGCGUUCCCAGGCCAGUUGGGAGACAUAGUCUCUCCAACGUGUCCUAGGUCUUCCCCGAGGCCUUCUACAAGUCGGACUUGCCCUGAACACCUCCCCAGGGAGGCGUCCAGGAGGCAUCCUGACCAGGUGCCCAAGCCACCUCAUCUGGAUCCUCUCAAGGCGGAGGAGUAGCAUUUCUACUCCGAGUCUCUCCCGGAUGACAGUGCUUCUCACCUUAUCUCUAAGGGACAGCCCAGCCACCCUACAGAGAAAACUCAUUUCGGCCGCUUGUAUCCGCGAUCUUGUUCUUUCGGUCACUACCCAAACCUCAUGACCACGGGUGAGGGUAGGAACGUAGAUCGAUCGUUAAAUUGAGAGCUUUGCCUUUCGUCCGCAUCACUGCAGACGUCGCACCAAUUCGCCUGUCGAUCUUGCGUUCUAUCCUUCCCUCACUUGUCAACAAGACCCUGAGGUACCUAAACUUCAGUUGGGCCAGGAUCUCAUCCCCAACCCGGAGAUGGCACUCCACCCUUUUCCGGGCGAGAAUCAUCGGACUUUGAGGUGCUGAUUCUCAUCCCGGCCGCUUCACACUCGACUGCGAACCGAUCCAGUGAAAGUUGAAGUUCACGGCUUGAUGAAGCCAGCGGGACCACAUCAUCCGCAAAAAGAGUCUCAAUCCUGCAGCCACCAAAACAUAAAAAUAAUUAACAGAAUCGGUGACAAAGGGCAGCUCUGGCGGAGUCCAACACUCAAUGGAAACGGGUUCGACUUAUUGCCGGCAAUGCGAACCAAACUCUGACACCGGUUAUACAAGGAACGAACAGCCUGAAUUAGCUGGUCCGAUACCCCAUACUCCCGGAGUACUCCCCACAGAAUUCCUCAAGGAACACGGUCGAAUGCCUUCUCCAAGUCCACAAAACACAUGUAGACUGGUUGGGCAAGCACCCUCAAGGACCCUGCUGAGAGUGUAGAGCUGGUCCACAGUUCCACGAUCAGGACGAAAACCACACUGCUCCUCCGAAAUCUGAGAUUCAACAAUCUGGUGGAUCCUCCUCUCCAGAACCCCUGAAUAGACCUUACCAGGGAGGCUGAGGAGUGUCAUUCCACGAUAGUUGGAACACACCCUUCUCAAAAAGGGGGACCACCACACCGGUCUGCCAAUCCAGAGGCACUGCCCCCGAUGUCCACUCGACGCUGCAGAGCCGUGUCAACCAAGACACGCCCACAGCAUCCAGGGCCCCAAGGAACUCCGGGCAGGUCCCCCAGCAGAACAAGGGAAUCCCCUGAGGGAGCACUCUCCAGUACUCCCUCUAGAGACUCCAAAAAGGGUGGGUAUUCUGAACUACUGUUUGGCACAUAAGCUCAAACAACAGUCAGGACCAGUCCCCCACACCCGAAGGCGGAGGGAAACUACCCUCUCGUUCACCGGGUUAAACUCCAACAUACAGGCCACAAGCCGGGGCACAAGAAUUGCCACGCUUGCCCGUCACCUCUCACUGCUGGCAAUGCCAGAGUGGAACAAAGUUCAUCCUCUCUCGAGGAGAGGACUGGUUCCAGAGCCCUUGCUGUGCGUUGAGGUGAGUCCAACUAUAUCUAGCUGGAACUUCUCAACCUCCCGUCACCAGCUCAGGCUCUUUCCCUACCAGAGAGGUGUCCCAAGAGCUAGCUUCUGUAGCCGAGGAUUGGACUGCCAAGGUCCCCGCCUUCGGCUGCCACCCAGCUCACUCUGCACCCGACCCCUUUGGUCCCGCCCAUGAGUGGUGAGUGGUGAGGGGGUCCCCAUGUCGUCUCUUCGGUCUCUGGCCCCAUGGGUAUAGGCCCGGCCACCAGACGCUCGCCAUUGUGCCCCUCCUCCAGGCCUGGCUCCACAAAGGGGCCCCAGUGAGCCGCGUCCGGGCAAGGGAACACGUGAUCCAAUGGUUUGUUUCAUCAUAGGGGUCUAUAGGGCCGCCCUUUGUCUGGUCCCUCACCUAGUACCUGUUUGUUGUGGGCGACUCUACCAGGGGCAUAAAACCCCCCGACAACUUAGCUGCUCCUUGGAUCAUCGGGACACGCAACCUUCUCCACCACGAUAAGGUGUUAGCUCAGGGAGGAGAACUAAUUAAUUUUGCCAUAAAAAAGUCAACUCCUCCACUAAUGCAAAACAAAGAGUUGAGCUUUAGUGUCACAUUAAGGGGAAUUAGCCAGCUGUUGUGAAAUGACUGUCAUUUACCAGUUAGCAUAUUUUAACUGUAUUAGUGGUUUGAAGCGGCGUAUGCUUAUGACACGAGACAAUAAAAUGUCUGUGAAAUGUUAAAUCUUUAUGUUGAGUGAAGCCACGGUGUUGACACAUUAAAGAUCAAUUAAUUAUGGGUGCCGUCAAGGAUGUCUUUGAAUGUCAUCAAAUGUACACGUAGCUUAAAUCUACUGCAUGUAUUCUAUUUCAUUAGCACCUGCUUUUGUUAGUUAACAUUAUUCAUGAUGACAAGGAAUGUGGAAUUGCACUAUUUUAGAUGGCCAUGCCUCUGAUUCCUUAAUAAUUCACAGCACCUCAUGUCAAGUGAUAUGUUCAACAAUUCCAAAGGCAGUAUUGAUGUAACACUGGGUGCUAAGUGUGAUUGAAUGUAAUGUAACACGCACAGGAAGUGUACACAAUAAACCAGCGGUGAAGUGUAA
This is a messenger RNA of Dunckerocampus dactyliophorus (ringed pipefish), 5161 nucleotides long. It is a transcript of the gene abhd3, whose product is annotated as abhydrolase domain containing 3, phospholipase. The transcript is spliced from 9 exons. Bases 99 to 1337 code for a protein of 412 amino acids. Gene Ontology annotation, molecular function: monoacylglycerol lipase activity; glycerophospholipid phospholipase A1 activity; A2-type glycerophospholipase activity. Gene Ontology annotation, biological process: medium-chain fatty acid biosynthetic process; medium-chain fatty acid catabolic process; phosphatidylcholine metabolic process. The record is from RefSeq and is a predicted model, not a curated record. Lineage: Eukaryota; Metazoa; Chordata; Actinopteri; Syngnathiformes; Syngnathidae.